This is a messenger RNA of Dioscorea cayenensis subsp. rotundata (Guinea yam), 2253 nucleotides long. RefSeq names its product serine/threonine protein phosphatase 2A 55 kDa regulatory subunit B beta isoform-like. NCBI's taxonomy places the organism in Eukaryota, Viridiplantae, Streptophyta, Magnoliopsida, Dioscoreales, Dioscoreaceae. The transcript has 14 exons. Gene Ontology annotation, biological process: peptidyl-serine dephosphorylation. Gene Ontology annotation, cellular component: cytosol; protein phosphatase type 2A complex. The coding region runs from base 247 to 1797 and encodes 516 amino acids. Gene Ontology annotation, molecular function: protein phosphatase regulator activity; protein binding. The record is from RefSeq and is a predicted model, not a curated record.
AAGACACAGAGACAUCCCUCCCCUUCGCUCGCUCUCGCUCGCUAGGGCGGUGGCUGAGAUCGAAAAAGGCAGCAUUUUUUCCUCGAUUUCUCCGAUCGAUUGCCACCAAACCCUAGUUCUCUGAUGCCUCAAUCCAUGGCAGACGGGCUUUGAAUCAUUCUGAUUAUGCUCGCUGUUAAUCUCGCUGAGAUCGAGGUACGGAAUCGUUGAUGCAGAGUUAGAUUGGCGGCGAUCCAUAGCUGGAGGAUGAACGGGAAGGAAGCGGAGGAUGCCAUGUCGUCGACGGCUCUAUCCCCGCCGCCGCCACCGCUUGAGUGGAAGUUUUCUCAAGUGUUCGGCGAGCGGACGGCCGGAGAGGAAGUGCAAGAAGUUGACAUUAUCUCAGCAAUAGAGUUUGAUAAAUCUGGGGACCAUCUGGCCACUGGUGAUAGAGGAGGGCGUGUUGUUUUGUUCGAAAGGACAGACGUGAGAGAUCAUGCACGACGAAGAGAGUUGGAGAUGUUAGAUAAUCCAAUCAGCAGGCAUCCUGAGUUCCGUUACAAAACAGAAUUUCAAAGCCAUGAACCAGAGUUUGACUAUCUGAAAAGUUUGGAGAUAGAGGAGAAGAUUAACAAGAUCCGUUGGUGCCAAACCACAAAUGGUGGCCUUUUUCUCCUUUCUACUAAUGAUAAAACAAUCAAAUAUUGGAGGGUACAAGAAAAGAAGGUGAAAAGAAUUUCUGAAAUGAAUUUGAGUUCCGCACAAGACGCAGGUGAUGGUAGCUUUGCUAGCUCAAGUGCAUCAAAUCCAGCGGCUUAUCUUCCAAAUGGUGGAUGCUCAGGAGGGGCUUAUUCUUCUUUUAGCAAUGAUUUCACAUUUCCUCCUGGAGGGUUCCCAUCGCUGCGAUUGCCCAAGGUAGUUACAAGCCAGGAGACUAGCAUUGUUGCAAGAUGUCGGAGGAUAUUUGCUCAUGCUCAUGAUUAUCACAUCAAUUCUAUUUCAACUAACAGUGAUGGUGAGACUUUCAUCUCAGCUGAUGAUUUACGUAUAAAUCUUUGGAAUUUGGAUAUUAGCAACCAAAGUUUUAACAUUGUUGAUGUCAAGCCUGCAAAUAUGGAGGAUCUAACUGAGGUCAUAACAUCUGCUGAGUUCCACCCUGUGCAUUGCAACACAUUAGCAUAUAGUAGCUCAAGGGGAUCCAUUCGACUUAUUGAUCUGCGUCAGUCAGCUCUAUGUGACAACCAUUCACAAUUGUUUCAUGAACCUGAAACACCUGGCUCAAAAUCCUUCUUCACAGAGAUUAUAGCCUCAAUUUCUGAUAUCAAGUUUGCGAAGGAUGGCAGGCACAUCCUCAGCCGUGAUUACAUGACUCUUAAGUUAUGGGAUGUAAGCAUGAACUCUGGUCCAGUUGCGACGUUUCAAGUCCAUGAAUAUCUAAGGCCUAAGCUGUGUGAUUUAUACGAAAAUGAUUCAAUCUUUGAUAAAUUUGAAUGUUGUUUGAGUGGGGAUGGAUCCCGGGUAGCAACUGGUUCUUACAGCAAUCUUUUUCGUGUAUUUGGCUGUGUUCCUGGAAUCACUGAGGCAACAACUUUAGAGGCUAGUAAAAAUCCAACGAGGAGGCAAGUACAAAACCCAGCAAGGCCGGCAAGAUCUUUGGGUGGUUUAACCCGUGUUGUGAGAAGAGGAGCUGAAAAUGCAGGCCUUGAUGCUGCGAACAACUUCGAUUUCACAACAAAGUUGCUACAUUUGGCAUGGCAUCCUACUGAGAACUCAAUCGCCUGUGCUGCUGCAAACAGCUUGUAUAUGUACUAUGCUUAAGGAACAACCAGGAAGGCAAAAAUUUCAUGCUUUGAAAACCCACGUCAUGGUUGUUCUUGCCCGUGCUGCUCUGCUGCUCUGAGUACCUGGCAGAAUUCAGUGCAGUGGAGUCACUUUUGAUCAUCACAAAGAACCAGAUUAAGCUGUCAAAAUCCAUGAGGAAGUUCUAAAUGUCUUUAGUUCCCGGGUUUGGCAGCUCAAUUUUGGUUUGAUUACAAGAAGUUCGGCAGCUUUCUUGCAAUGUUUCUCUUGUUUCGGUCCCGAAAUGUGAUUGAUUGUUAACAUUCAUACAACAAGAUCAGAAGAUUGCUUGAAGGGUUUGUUGUCUGAGAUAACAAAAAUGGGAUGAUGUGCUGUAUCUUCAACUUCAGGUGUCAUCAGGGUUUCUUGUAUCAUCUGACUUGUAGAGUUUGUGUUGAUGUUAUUGCUAUUGUUUUUAUUAUUUUUCUUCUUCAA